Molecule: messenger RNA, 4589 nt
Organism: Mesocricetus auratus (golden hamster)
Lineage: Eukaryota; Metazoa; Chordata; Mammalia; Rodentia; Cricetidae
Gene: Mtdh
Product: metadherin
Exons: 12
Coding region: 1-1746 (581 amino acids)
Biological process (GO): positive regulation of angiogenesis; positive regulation of canonical NF-kappaB signal transduction; regulation of transcription by RNA polymerase II
Cellular component (GO): nucleus
Molecular function (GO): transcription coregulator activity; NF-kappaB binding
Source: RefSeq, a predicted model, not a curated record
AUGGCUGCGCGGGGCUGGCAGGCCGAGCUGGCCCAGCAGGCCGAGGAGGGUUCUGCCCGGCUCCGGGAGUUGCUCUCGGCCGGCCUGGGUUUCCUGCGCACCGAGCUGGGCCUCGACCUGGGGCUGGAGCCCAAGCGCUACCCGGGCUGGGUGAUCCUGGUGGGCACCGGCGCGCUCGGGCUGCUGCUGCUCCUGCUGCUGGGCUACGGCUGGGCCGCGGCUUGCGCCGGCGCCCGCAGGAAGCGGAGGAGCCCGCCCCGCAAGCGGGAGGAGGCGGCCUCGACCCCGGCGACCCCCGAAGACCCAGCCCAGCUGAAGAAUCUCAGGAGCGACGAGCAGAAGAAGAAGAACCGGAAGAAGCUUCCCGAGAAGCCCAAACCAAAUGGUCGGACUGUUGAAGUCCCUGAGGAUGAAAUCGUUAGAACUCCCCGUAGAAUAACAGCAAAGCAGCCACCAGAGACAGACAAGAAAAACGAGAAGUCAAAGAAAAAUAAGAAGAAAUCAAAGUCAGAUGCUAAAGCAGUGCAAAACAGUUCACGGCAUGAUGGAAAGGAAGUUGAUGAAGGGGCCUGGGAAACUAAAAUUAGUCACAGAGAGAAACGACAACAACGUAAACGUGAUAAAGUACUGACUGACUCUGGUCCAUUGGAUGCAACUAUCCCUGGGAUAGAAAAUACCAUCACAGUCACCACCGAGCAACUUACAGCUGCAUCAUUUCCUGUUGGUCCCAAGAAGAAUAAAGGUGACUCUCAUCUAAAUGCUCAAGUUAGCAACCUUAAGUCUGGAAAAGGAGACUCUGCGCUUCAGGUUUCUUCAGGAUUGAAUGAAAAUCUUACUGUCAAUGGAGGAGGCUGGAAUGAAAAGUCUGUAAAACUCUCCUCACAGAUGAGUGCAGGUGAGGACAAGUGGAACUCUGUGCCACCUGCUUCUGCAGGCAAGAGGAAAACAGAGCCACCUGCUUGGACUCAAGACACUGCUGAUGCUAAUACCAAUGGGAAAGACUGGGGAAGGAACUGGAGUGAUCGUUCCAUAUUUUCUGGCAUUGGGUCUGCUGCUGAGCCAGUUUCUCAAUCUGCCUCUUCUGAUUAUCAGUGGGAUGUUAGCCGCAACCAGCCCCAUAUCGAUGAUGAAUGGUCUGGGUUAAAUGGUUUGUCUCCUGCUGACCCCAGCUCAGACUGGAGUGCGCCAGCAGAGGAGUGGGGGAACUGGGUAGAUGAAGAAAGAGCUUCACUGCUCAAGUCCCAGGAGCCGGCCCCUGAUGAUCAAAGGGUUUCAGAUGAUGAUAAAGAAAAAGGAGAAGGAGCUCUUGCAACUGGAAAAUCUAAAAAGAAAAAGAAGAAAAAGAAGAAGCAAGGUGAAGACAACUCUCUCACACAGGACACAGACGAACUAGAAAAGGACAUUAGAGAAGAGCUUCCUGUGAAUUCCUCCAAAGCCCGUCCAAAACAGGAGAGAGCCUUUUCCCUGAAAACCACGAGCACUAGUGACCCAGCUGAAGUACUCGUCAAAAAUAGCCAGCCUAUCAAGACUCUUCCACCUGUUAUCUCUACCGAGCCAUCUGUCACCUUAUCAAAAGGAGACUCUGACAAGAGCUCUUCCCAAGUGCCACCGAUGCUACAAGACACAGACAAACCCAAGUCAAAUGCUAAGCAAAACAGUGUGCCUCCCUCACAGACCAAGUCUGAACCUAACUGGGAAUCUCCAAAACAAAUAAAAAAGAAGAAAAAGGCCAGACGGGAAACGUGAAUUUUUUUUUCCUGAAUUGGACAUGUGUUUACAAACACUGUCUUGAAUAUUAUGCUGUUUAUGCAAUAAUUUGUGAACAUGUACAGAGUUUUAUAUAAAUUUAAACCAAUUUUUAAAACAAAACUGAACACAACCACCAUAAAAUGGAAUCAAUGGAAAGUUAAUUUAUGAGAUUAAGAAGUCAACGGAAUACAUACUACAGUGCUGGAAGGCACUUGGGAGAGUCUUUUCAAUUGGACAAGAGUGAUCUUGAUUGAAGAAUAUUGUCCUGGUUUUACAGCAGUUCCCUGUUUACAACAGAUUGUGCCCUGUCUCGUCUGCAGCUGAGGAAUAAUGGGUUCUGAUUAGAAGGCGGCCUGGAAACCAGUGGGCAGCUCCUUGGACCUUAUGCACGAACUUAGACCGUUUGAAUCUGUUUUACGCUUAAAUCAAAGUGCUUUGAUCAAAUGUGUAAUCUGCCAUAUCUUUACAUAUUUGUUGUAGCAGUUUGUAUUAAAAGAAUCACAAGUGCAAAUAAAAAGUCAUUUAUCAUUUGUUUAACUAAACUGUCUUGGUUUAGUUUACAGUUCUUGAAAAGUUCUUAAUUAAAAUAUUGAAAAAUGCAAUUGACAAACGUAUGGCUUACAAAGUUAUUUUUGAUAGUCUUACAUUACUUGAAUUAUUCAAAAUAACAGUAUAUUUUAAAUGAAGAAAGGUAAACUAUAUUAUUUGUUUGGUAUGUUUAAGGCUGAGAACUAACAAAUAAUGCUCUUGUUGAUGAUUUGAAAACUUUCAGGAAGGCAAAAUCAACUUAAUAUUUUUCCUUUCUCUGGCAAUUUUUCCAAUGUCAACCUAUUAGUUGCUAGUAAUGUUUUCACUUUAAAAAUGAAGUAACUCACCACUUUUGAGCAUAUGAUGCAGAAUGGCAAAGUAGUCAGACAGCUUUAAUUGACAUUGUUGAGACCUCCAGGUAUCAGGAAUACAUUUUUUUACUGCCUUAACCUGUAGUACGUAGAAUAUGCAUCAAUUUCUUGAAGGGGAUUCAUGUUUUUUAUAAGAAUUUUCAUGUAUCUAUUGCAAUUGUGGUCAAAAAAAAAAAGGAACAUUUUCUGCUUGAAACUGUUGAUUUCAUUGACGUGUGAUCUGUCACCGUUUUCAGGCACUGUGUGAUCUCUAGGAAACUGGCAGGCCGCUCUGUAUCUGUUAAUAGUGCAUGCUUGGCCAUGUACACUGUAAAUAGCCUUUACCAAACCGUGUUUGACAAAGGACCAUAAUUAACAUCACUUAGUGAAUUGUGAUAAAGAAAGAAAAAAGCCAUGAUGUUGAUGUGAGUGGCUUGUUUUCAUGUGGCGCCGGGAAUGAACCUGUUUAAAAGCUAUAACCAAUGGUACUGAUCUAUCCAUCGAAUACUGUCUUUAUAUUUGGCUGUAGUGUAAUAGUAUUUCCUGCUAGGAAAGCUACAAGAUGCAAAAUGGCUUAGUCCUGCUGAAGACUGGCCUUACUAACAGACAGCUUUCCUCGAGAGCCAUCCACAGCUUUUUAUCAGGUGUUGGCAUCUGUGUCAGGAACAUGGCCGUGUGUUUACAUGUCGUCAGAGUUUUGUUUGAGUGGGAUUUUUAAAUUAAUUGACUUGUUUAAAUAAAUUGAGAAAUGGAUAGCAUUGUUUUAUUUGCCUUCACCAUUGGGGUUAAUAAUAGCUGAUCUGCCAGGAGUGGAGCCUUGAGGUGGCUCUGUGAGCUUCACGUUCCCUCGGGGGCUGCCGCAUUUGUGUCACAAGGGGAAUUUGUAACUACAGAGUGUGCCAAAAGGUCAGCACUCAGAAGUUCAGUUGAACUCUCUCAACUCUACCUCAGCGUUCCUUUUCCUUACAAUUCUUUGGGCUGGGCCAAACAUGAAAUUUGAUUUCUUGUUUCAUUAUCUCCGGAUUCGAUCACUUCCUGUAUUAAGCGGCACCUGCACCAGGUAGUUACAGGACCGUCUUUGUGAGGAGAAAUUGUCAUGGGAGGGAGUAGACAGAGCACAGCGGUACACUGGGUGGGUCAGUUUGGAGAUGGCCUCUGUGCCUUCCUGCCGUCUGGCUUAUGAGCCAGCCCUUUUUGUCCUUCAGAAGGAGGCAGCUAUACAAGGGAAAAUUAACUCAGUUCCCUUUAACGUGUUCAUUGCUGGUGGCCUCUAAAGAUCUUUAUGUGACAGGACUCGGAUUCCUUGUCACCGGAGAGAGGAACUGGUUUCUGUGGUCAUCGGCUCAGAGAUCUAGGUAAUGGUGAUUAGGGAGUGGCAAGAAAGAGGGCCCUAUUGUUUUGUGCUAGCUGGGGUGAGGGUCUCUGAUGUCCCCUGCCUCCCUGCCAUGGGUUUUCUGGAAAGCCUUUCUGUUCUGGAGCAGUGGUAGCCAUGCCAGAGUUCUCCAACUGCAUCCUCCCCAUCCAUACCCUAAAUUAAGAAACGAACAGUUGAGAGAGUCCAAAAAGAAAGUAUUGAGAUAAAAUAUCAUUAGUGUAAUUUGCCAUGUUUAAUUUGUGCAUGUGUUUUAUUGGGGAGGGAAGGUCGGAAUAAUUUAUCCAAAUCUAAUGGUAUUAUUUCACAGGCUAAUCCAGUUUGUAUUCGAGUUAAAGAUCCCAGAGGGUGGUAAUUAACUGCAGAGUUUAGUUUUUCUUAAUUAAAGUCCUCUACUAAUAUAGUGUGAAAUAUCAAAAUUUAGGAUUUAGGUUCUAAGGUGUCUAAUGGCUGUCUUAAGGUUUUCCUGUAAACUCCUUGCACAAACUGGAAUUGGAAUUGCUUUCAAAAGACUUGGGGAAUGAAAAUAUGUCAUGUGUAAGAUGCACUGAGUGUUGUAAAUAAAACAGAUCAUUUUUGUUUUGUUUAAA